Pseudonaja textilis is the source of this 780-nucleotide messenger RNA. The record is from RefSeq and is a predicted model, not a curated record. Lineage: Eukaryota; Metazoa; Chordata; Lepidosauria; Squamata; Elapidae.
AUGAGAGUGAUGAGCCCAAAAGAAGCACUACCCAAGGAGGAGACAUCUUCGGUGGUUUACCGCAUCAACUGUAGUGAUUGUGCAAGCAAUUACGUAGGGGAAACGGCCAAGCGGCUACAGACCAGGCUCUCAUACACUGAGACUCUGAAGAGAGAUCCUAUCAGCAGUUAUAACAAAAAAUUCACUGAUUGUCUGCAACAACUACUGAAGGACAAUGGCAAUGACAAGCCACCAUACUACCAUCUUUACCCUCGGGGAAGAUAUUGUGGAAUAGCCACAUAUGUAUCACUGAUAAAUAAGCCAACUUUAAACCCUGAUGACUGUAAGCUGCUAUUGGCAGCCUCUGAACAUGGGAGACGCCCGUGCCCGACUGACUGGAUUGGGUACCAGAUGAAAUGUUUCUACUUCUCAGAUAAAGAAGAAACCUGGUCUGCUAGUCAAGACUUUUGCUCUUUGUACAACGCCUCGCUGGCCGUUAUUGAAGAGAAAGAAAUGGAUUUUGUGCAGCGUUACAAAGGCAGCAUUUCCCACUGGAUUGGCCUCCAACGAGACCCGAAGCAGCCCUGGAAAUGGGUCAACGGAAAUGCUUCCACGUGGGAGGUCCUCGGUGAUGGAGGGAACUGUGCCUACCUGAAUGACGAAGGCAGAGCAAGCUGUUCCAGGUGCAGCACCCUCCAUCGCUGGAUGUGCAGCAAGCCUGAUGAGUUCACACGUCCAAGAUAGUUUGAAGACAUAUGGCUUCCAAUCCACCCAACUGGCAUUAUCUCCUAAUGUUGGAUA